Messenger RNA from Linderina pennispora, 1229 nucleotides. RefSeq names its product SURF6-domain-containing protein. Gene Ontology annotation, molecular function: RNA binding; DNA binding. Gene Ontology annotation, cellular component: nucleolus. The record is from RefSeq and is a predicted model, not a curated record. The annotation marks the transcript as partial. NCBI's taxonomy places the organism in Eukaryota, Fungi, Kickxellomycota, Kickxellomycetes, Kickxellales, Kickxellaceae. The transcript has a single exon. Gene Ontology annotation, biological process: ribosomal large subunit biogenesis; ribosomal small subunit biogenesis.
CUAGCUUCAGUGUCAGCCCUAGUUGGACUUUGGACCUGCAAACUUUCCUCCACAAACCACUUCUCCCUCCCCUCAGGCUUUGCUUAUAAUGACCACGACAGUGCCCAGCAUCGAUGAGAUCACGGCGAGCUUGCAAAAGCACGCGCGGGUAUUCGAUGACCUGCUGGGUCUGAUCCCGCCGCAGUUCUACCUCCCAGAGAUCAACGAGGAGCGGAUCAACCAAAAGUACAUGAAGAACACAAAGAAGGACACCGAUGCCAAGAAGAAGGAGGCUGCACGCAAGAACAAAGCUGCGCGGCUCGACCCGGACAACAACAAGACGGUGCAGGAGCUGCAGGCCGAGAAGCUGAAAAAGAAGCAGCAGCAGCAGACCGACCAGAGCGAGGCUGAGAUGUCUGACGUCAAGUUUGACCUGGCCACAGAGGACCACACACCAGCAGAGCCGGCAGAGGCUGUGACGCCGAUGCCCGCGUCAUCGUCGAUCUCCGACCUGCGCACACGGCUGCACGAGCGGAUUCAGCUGCUGCGGCAGAAGCGCAAGGCGCCCGAGGACGAUGUUUCAAGAGAGGCGCUGCUAGAGAAGCGGCAGAAGCGUCGGAAGAACAAUAAGGAGGCCAAGGAGAAGGCCAAGAAGACCGGCAAGACGACAAAGGAGCAGGUGCUGGGCAGCAAGGCGCCCGUGGCCGCGACGCCCGCUGCCGCUGGUGCUAACCCGGACGACGUCAAGGACAAUGUGUUCUUUGGCACGCUGACCACAGGCUCGAAGAAGAAGGGCAAGAAGUCCAUGAAUGCACGCAAGACGCUGGAGGCCGUCGAGGGCAAGAAGAAGGAGCUGGACGAGCUGAAGAAGACUGAUGCAGCCAAGGCGGCGAAGCUGGAGGAGAAGGGCAAGUGGGGCAAGGCACUGGAUCUGGCCAAGGGCGAGAGGGUCAAGGACGACACCAAGCUGCUCAGGAAGACGAUCCGGCGCGAGGAGCAGCAGAAGAAGAAGAGCGGGCGCGAGUGGACUGAGCGCAAGAAGAUGGUCGCCAAGAACAUCAAGGACAAGCAGCAGAAGCGCGAUGACAACAUCAAGGCGCGGGUGCAGGCUAAGAAGCUGAAGCAGCAGGGCUUGUCGAAGAAGGCCAUUGAGCGGACGCUCAAGACCACAAAGAACGGCGGUGUGCAGAAGAAGAAGGGCGGCAAGGCACGGCCGGGAUUCGAGGGCAAGGCUGGCAAGGCUGGCAAGG